UUUAGGAGAUAGUCUUGUUUUAGUGGAGAAAGUAUGAAAUUUCCAAGGUGAGGAAGUGAGUCUUGUCAAGAGGAGUCUCAGCAUUAUUUAAUUGACAAGAAGAUUUAUGUGUGUUAUACACAUAAGACAACAAAGUAUUCUGCGGAUGGUUCUAUUCUGUUAAUCCCUCCAGAUCCAAUAAAAACAUUGCUGAAGGUGAUAGAUCAGUGUAGGAAGGAGUUAUUGGUAUCUUCACAAAGCCAUGGGUACCUUGGAUCUGAAAGUGAACACAAUGGGUUCGACUCCAGUAUCAGGGAGGCUGUUGGCAACAUCUUUUUAAGCCUCGAUGAUGCCGUUACCACCAGACAAUUCUAUAAGCUUGAAGCCUUGCUGCAAGAAGCCAAGAGACUUGAGGAUCUUGUCAUGAAUGAUAAAUUGUUCAUUAAACACUCGGUGGCUACAAACUGGAAGAAGGCAUUAUCAACCGUCGAAGGAACCAUUGAAAAGAGUCCAGACCUUGUUACUAAAGAGCUCAGAGAAGAGUAUAACAAGUUGCUUGAAAGAACUGUUAACAAGCUCAAGCAACAAAGAGAACGCAUCCAAGAAGAAAAAUCUGAGCUUGGCAUCAAGCUUUCUAGUAAGGAGAAAAAGAUCGAAGAGUUGAGAGAUCAGUUAAAAAAAUUGGAGAAAUCACAAAAGCAAGAACCAGAGGAACAAAAAGAAGAAUAUAAACAGAAGAUACAAGAUCUCAUAGCCACUCAAACUGAGAUAGAAGAGGCUAAGUCGAUAAAUAUUGAAGAAAUUAAGGAAAAAGAUCAACUAAUAUCUGAGCUUAGAGAAGAGAUCAAGACAAAAUCUGAUGAGCUCAUUAAAUCUCUUGAAAAUAUCGAGCAACUCGAACAAAAAGUAAAGACUAAUGCUGAAAAGGCAGCCAACCUCAGAGCAAGGAUUAAGGACCUGAAGUCUAACUAUAAUGCAGAGAAGGAAGAACUCCAAAAGAGUUAUAGUGGUCAGGUACAGGAAGUUAGAGAUGACUGUGACGCUAAGCUGAAGGAAACUUGUGAGAAGAUCGAAAAAGAGCAACAGGAAAAACAAACCACUUUUGAUAGUGAGUUAAAUGAAAAAAAUGGCGAAAUCGAUGAACUGCAGAAGAAGAUUUUAGAGCUUACGAAAGAUCAUGAUAAGGAAAAGGCUAAUCACCAAACACUGAAGCAAAGUCAUGCAGAUUUUGAAGAGGAGAAACAAAGCAUCUUGCAAAAGCAUGCUGAAGAGAAAAAUAAACUGGAGGAUGAGCUUAAUAACUUUAAGAAAAAGAUUAGCAAUGCUGAAGACAUUAAUGAAAAAACGAUAGAUGAACCACAACAACUUUCCUCGGAAGAUACUUCUAUCUUAGACCAAAACACCUCAUUUCCUGAAGAAACAAAAGACGUACAAAGCACCAAGAUUACAAAUCUAGAUAAAGAACUUACAAAAACCCUAAAGAAACUAGAUCUUGCUCUCCAAGACAACAAAAUCCUUGAACAAAGACUCAUUCCUUUUACGACUUAUACCCAAAAAGACUUUGCUUCAUUCUGAAGAUCUAUUGACCCAAACUCCUCCAAAGAUAUCCUAAAGUCAUCAGAUUUUACUCUCUAUAGAGAAGGAAGUACUUCCAUGAGACUACGACUAGACAAUACGAUGAACUUGGAUUUAAUUUCAAAAGCUGACAAAAGAUUUCCUAACUUUGAAAACUUUUCUAUUGACUUCGUCCAAAAUGAACAUUCUGAAGACAUCAACAACUUUCUGAAGAACAGUUUCCCUAAUAUGGUUGAUACCUUCUCGUUCUUUAACGAUUUUGAGAAUAAAGACGCAUCCAUCGGGUUUUAUAUGCAAGGAUUAUUAGCAAUAGGACCUCGAGUCCAGAAGAAACUUAAGAUCAACCAAUUUAGUAUCAGCGAACAAAAUUUUGUCAAUCUUUUAUCAAAGUUCAAUCACGUUGAGUGAUUUUCGUUAUCCAAAUUCAAAAUAGAUCUUUCAUCUAUUCCUGAUCUUGAAGAGGCUCUCUGAGAGACUCGAAUUAAAAAGAUAGAAUUAAGCGAAGGAAGUGGCUAUCACAAUGAACCUCUUGACUUCGACAAUUUGAUUAAAGGACUUUCCCAAAGCGAGGAUUUCAAGAAAAGCUUUGAAGAAAUUUUUGUAGACUCCUGUAAACUGACUGGAGAGGAGGUCUGCUCUGUUUUAGAGAAAUAUGGCUUCAAAGAAAUUAAAAGUACGAUUUCAGACAAGAAUUGCUGCAUAUUCUAAAACAUCUCAAAUACGGCUUUGGAUCAAACGAAGAGGCAGAUCAAAGAUGUAAUGUAAUUCUGCUAAAAUAAUUUGAUGCUG
This is a messenger RNA of Moneuplotes crassus, 2343 nucleotides long. The record is from the annotation of a GenBank genome assembly. NCBI's taxonomy places the organism in Eukaryota, Ciliophora, Spirotrichea, Euplotida, Euplotidae.